AUGGUCAAUAUGAAAGCCCUCAUAACCGCGCCUCAAAAUACCGCAGUGGUUGCCGAUAUUCCUGUCCCUGUACCAGGGCCCAGAGAAAUUCGUGUGAAAGUUCAUUCCGUCGCACUAAAUCCUGUCGACGCCCUUUAUGUUGCUUAUCCUCUCGACAAACCUGGUCGAGUGGUUGGUAGUGAUUUUGCAGGAACGGUGGACCGCGCUGGCGAGGAGGUGACCAGGUGGCGGAUUGGCGAUAGAGUCGCCGGGUUUGUUCAAGGAGCUUCUUCGGGCAACUGGAGACCCGGAGCAUUUGCACAAUUCGCGAUUCUUGAAGGAGACCUUGCUAUCAAAGUCCCAUCCCGAGUGUCCUUCGAGGAGGCAGCAACUUUGCCCUUGUGCUCCUUAACUGCAGCCCAGGCUCUGUUCAUUCGUCUCGAGAUCAAUAGUCCUUUCCCUAGCCCUUUCCGAUUUGACCCACCGAAACUCGACACUCCCGCUAUCCUUGUCUACUCUGGAGCAACAUCAGUUGGACUAUUUGCAAUUAGCCUUGCGAAAUUGCUUCACACGCCAGCCGGCCACCCCUACCGUAUUUUCGCUACUGUGAGCCCUAGAAACCGCGAGAAGCUUUUGGAUCUCGGUGUAGAGGCUGCCUACGACUACUAUUCCUCCACAUGGCCCGAAGAUCUCCGCAGAGCUAGUGGCGGCAUAUCCUAUGCCAUUGAUUGCAUUUCCGAAGACGAGAGCACAGCACGCAUAUCGCAAGCAUUCGUGGACGGUGGGGGCAAGAUUGCCGUCUUGCGGCAAUCAGCUUGGGAUAAACAAUGUGUUCGCGAAGAUGUAUUGCCCCUCUACGGGGCAGUUUGGUCUGGGCUUGGUCAUGAAGUAUUCUAUAACACUUUGAGUAUCGAUGACGUCCUGCCCGCAUCACCGUCCUGGCGACAAUUUACAAUUGCCUUCUACCACUUCCUGUCCACUGGAGCUGCCGCUGACGCCUCUAAAUUCCCCAUACCGGCAAACCCUGUCCGCCUCAUGCCAGGUGGACUCGCUAGCAUCGUGUCCGACGGUUUUGCUUUGCUCGGCUCUGGAAAAGUCAGAGAUCGUCAGUUUACGUCCCAGGGUGUCAUGAUGAAUCCGAUCUCCGCUGAAAAGCUUGUUUAUAACAUUGAUGAUUAG
Molecule: messenger RNA, 1158 nt
Organism: Cyclocybe aegerita
Lineage: Eukaryota; Fungi; Basidiomycota; Agaricomycetes; Agaricales; Hemipholiotaceae
Source: the annotation of a GenBank genome assembly